AGGCAUGCAAAGCAGCUCCAAUGGUUUGGGGUCAGUCGGAGAUCAUUAGAAUCAGUUUAGCUCAUCGCCAAUGCCAUGUUCCAUUUACAGCUACCACCUGAAAUGGGCAACCAAAUGUGGAGCAUUAUCUUGGGACUGCUGGUGCUGGAGCAACUGGUGGCCGAAUCCGUGGCGGCCAAUCUCGCCCAGCUGGUGAAGAAGCAGAGUCAGCAGAAGCAGGUGCAAUCCUCGCAGACAGGACAACAGCCGGGGCAGCAACAACAGCUGCCUCAAGGACAGCAGAUCCAUGCCCAGCAGUAUGUGCAGGAUACCCUGGCCGAGCAGCAGGAUCUGAAGGCCGAGGAGGAGGAGGAUCACGAUCCCUACCAGCUGUUGGAGGAGGCGAAACAGGAGUCGCGGUUGCCGAACUCUGCGCAUUAUCCCUGGAGUCCAUAUGCCGCCGCUUCGGGGAAUCCCUAUGAGAGCAUGCCCAAGAUGCUCCCUUUUAUUGGCUAUGCCCAGCCGGUGCUGAUUCCUUUCCCGCUCUACCUCGCUCCGGACAUGUUCUAUCCCGCUUUUCCUGGCUCCAGCAACGAUCUCGAGGAAGUGGUGAUGUCGAGAGCAGCCGGUGGUCGUCGUCCUGCUGCAAAUCACGCUUCAACCGCCCGCAAUUCACCCAUUUACUAUGUGAGAUUGCCCCCCACGCCCUAUAUGUUUUUGCCCAACAUGCCGACGGCUCCAUUUGGCGGAGGAUUCUCACCACUGCUCACCUACCAACCGAUGCCCUCGUUCUCCGCCUACGGUUCCGUAUUUAAUCUGCCCGUGAAUUUCCUGGCCAAUGGAAAACCCUCGGGAGUCUACCAGGUCAAUGGAUCACCGGGAGAGGGAUUGGGAUCCCUGUCAGCUGGCUUGGGUGGCGGAGGAUUUGGCAUGCGACCACCCACGCCCAGCAAUCCCUACAGACCCAUGUCGACUCCUUCGAUGGGCGGAUACGGAGGCUCCCAGCAGAACUUUGGCCUUGCCUCGAUGCCAGUUCCUCAGCAGGACUCCAAGCUGACCUCCCUGAAGCGUCCCUUCGUGUUCAACGGUCGUCCCGAGGACAUCUACAUCCUGCCCAACAACAUAAGUCCGCUCUACAACGAUCAGAGCUACUACUGAGUGCAACUUCUGCAAAUGCCUGUGGCACCAACUGAAAGUAUUACAUAACUCAUUUACUAGAUCGUUAUUUGCAUCAUAACGAAGCUUAAAUAGUAGU
Messenger RNA from Drosophila rhopaloa, 1234 nucleotides. RefSeq lists its product as uncharacterized. Lineage: Eukaryota; Metazoa; Arthropoda; Insecta; Diptera; Drosophilidae. The transcript has a single exon. The coding region runs from base 76 to 1137 and encodes 353 amino acids. The record is from RefSeq and is a predicted model, not a curated record.